GGCUUUGUUGGGUGAGGUUGUUGCGGUGUUCCUGUGGCUGGACGUGAUUGGUGAUUCCCAGCAUCCUUGUAUCCGCUAACAGGUCAAAAUGCAGAUCUUCGUGAAAACUCUUACCGGCAAGGUCACCACCCUUGAAGUGGAGCCCAGUGACACCAUCGAAAAUGUGAAGGCCAAAAUCCAGGAUAAAGAAAGCAUUCCCCGCGACCAGCAGAGGCUCAUCUUUGCAGGUAAGCAGCUGGAAGGUGGCCGCACUCUUUCUGACUACAACAGCCGGGAGUCGACCCUGCACCUGGUCCUGCGCCGGAGGGGUGGCUGUUAAUUCUUCAGUCUUGCAUUAGCAGUGCCCAUUGAUGGCAUUACUCUGCACUAUAACCAUUUGCCCCAACUUAAGUUUAGAAAUUACAAGUUUCAGUAAUAGCUGAACCUGUUCAAAAUGUUAAUAAAGGUUUCGUUGAAUGGUAAAAAUAAAUAAAUAAAUAAAUAAAUAUAAAAUAAAAUG
Molecule: messenger RNA, 499 nt
Organism: Symphalangus syndactylus (siamang)
Lineage: Eukaryota; Metazoa; Chordata; Mammalia; Primates; Hylobatidae
Product: ubiquitin-like
Molecular function (GO): protein binding
Source: RefSeq, a predicted model, not a curated record